This is a messenger RNA of Paramuricea clavata, 894 nucleotides long. The record is from the annotation of a GenBank genome assembly. Lineage: Eukaryota; Metazoa; Cnidaria; Anthozoa; Malacalcyonacea; Plexauridae.
AUGCCUAUAGUAAAUCCAAUGCCUCCAUUUGAUCCUGACUCGGACGUUGGAGCAAAUAUUGGCCCCAAGUGGAAAAUCUGGAUGGAAGACUUUGAGAUGUACAUUACCGCGAAUGGCAUUGCAGACAAAGCCAAGAAGCGAGCGCUGCUUUUAUACCUGGCAGGCGCCCGAGUUCGCGAAAUUUUUCGGCAAAUCCCUGAUAAUGGAGAUGACAAAGACUACGACAAGGCGGUUGAGAAACUAAACGAAUAUUUUGAACCACAAAAACAUCGAUUGUACGAGGUGUACAAAUUUCGCGAGGCACGACAAGUCGUCAGCAAAACUUUAGGCCAAUAUUAUACGCGAUUGCGGAGUUUAUCUACCCGAUGCGAGUUUGCUGAUCCAGAUUUUGAAAUAAUGGUUCAAAUUGUCUUAUGUGGUCGCUCCAGUCUACUCCGAAAGCAAGUCUUACGUGAUCCCAAAAUGACAUUGAAAGACCUACUAGUUUUGGGCCGUCAAUGUGAACGAAGUCGUCAACAAGCUGCAGAGAUCGAGGAAAAUACAAGAAACAAUCAAACCGGUAUGAACGAUGACUCUGUUGUGGAUGCUGCUCUCAAUAUCCCUGCUGGAAAGACAUCGCAAAAAGUGAUUUGCAGGAAUUGUGGUUCUGAAUGGUCACACAACACGGUAAUAUGUCCAGCAAAGGGAAAAGGAUGCCGAAAGAGUUCCAAACUGAACCAUCUUGCGAGAUUGCGUCGAUCUGCGCCUGCGGUGGCGCGAGGUCAGCGGCAAGACCGUGGACGAUGGCAAGGACGUCACGAAAACAAACCUAUUCGGCCACUUAAUGUCUUGGACAAUGACAAUGAAUCAAGCGACUCAGACAAUUAUUGUUAUUCAGUUAACAAUACAACUUAA